CCAAUCCAAAGGUGGCGGGGAAAAAUGGAUGGCGGCAGCCGCGGCAAGAAGCGCAAGUUGCAAGAGAUGGCUGAGCGGCAGGGGAACCUGCGUGCUUCGCCGGCCCAGGUCGAAGCUUUAUUGGGCUUCAUGGAGGAGCUUCCGGAGCUCGGGCGGCGAGGCAGUGUUCCCUUCAAAAACGCUCUCUUCUACCAGUUGGUCCGAGAGCUGAACGCCGCCGGCCCCGCCGUCAAGACGACGAAGCGAUGGCAGCGCUUCUGGGCCAGCCUGGUUUCCACUGCCAAGCGGAAGGCCGCCGACUUCAGCAGUAGCGGUGGGACAGGCGGGAAUGCCGUGCCUGGGGAUGUGGGCCGCAUUGUCAGCAUUAUUGGCCGUGACGCAGUGGAAGGCUGUGGGGCUCCCAUGCUGCCGGGGCCACAGGAUGCACCGUCACCCGCCAAGGCAGCAAGGAGCACGUUGGUUUGUGAGGUGGCCGGAACAAGUAACACAUCCGUUCAGGGCCAGCCAGCCAGUCGCCCUUGGUGUCCCCCCGCAGCACCGGGUCUGCCGUGUGGGGUGCCUGACGAGAUGGCAGAGCAGUAUGUGAGGGACCAGCGGCGCCUGGUGGAGCUCUUGGAGACUGGGUUUGCUGCCUCGGAGCAGGUCAUGGAAGGGCUGCACAGCGACCUGAGGCAGCAGACCAUGGCCAUCAGGGAGCUGUCCACGGGCCUACUUCAGAUGCUGCGGGUUUUGGCCGCCUCCGCCACACAGCAGCACGGCUCGUCUGCACGAUUCAGGCCCUCCACCCCACCUCCAGAUUGAGUGACCCAGGCCGGUUUACAUAUGCAGCAUUGACUGCUGUCAGCACUAACUCAACACUGAGUUAGUGCUGCAUUUCCUGUGAGCAGGAAAAAGCCAGGUCUCGUGCAUCAGAGUGCCGAUACAUCACUAAUGUCAUACAAGGUCACCGCUGCGCUUUCCAUGUGAACAGGCCUUAAAGGCUCUUGUGGUUUUAAAGCGGCAGCCUUAUAAGGCCAACCAACCUCCGGAACCACGUAAGCACGAAAUGUGUAGGUCGGUGAGUCCUUAACUAACUGCUAAUCGAUCUUGAAAAGACAGCAAUCACUGCCAGGUAUUGAACCUUGGGUCAGCGGCGUGGAAGCUGAGUGCUCUGCUAAAAAGGAACAGGAGGAGGAAGAGCAGGUGGUGUGAGAAAGCCCACAGAGCGGAGAGGAGUAGAAAGGGCAAGAAACAAAGGAGCAUAUAGAGACGGUGUAGAAAGAGCGCACAGAACAAGGAGUGGGAAGGGCAGGAAAGCGCGCUUCCCCUUUCUUGGUGACCCAGAAAAUUCAAUGCAAAGGCUUUGUAUGCGGGUGGUACUGAAGGGAAGUGCACGCAGCGUCACAAAGAGACAGUGGUGCAAUGUAAUCUUCUUCUAUACAGAUCCCCGCCCUAGGCACCGCCUUAACUAGGAGCAUUGCCCUCCCCAGGCACUGAAAAUACAAGGGUCAUCCUGCCCUGGCACCACCCGAACUGAGAGCAACACCCACCCCCUAAAGCUACCGCCUUUGAACGCAUUCGGCAAAAUGACCAAACAUGCAAACAAUUUUUCCGAGCUACCCAAACUAACUACAUUUCUGGAACCCCAGUUUUGCUCUUCUUGGUGCGCUAUUUAUGAUAUUUGAAUUCAGAAUUGGUAUAGAGAUAAUGGCAAAGGAAAGUGAUGCCAAAACCAGCAUUCCAAUUUCCUCGCGCUUUCCACUGGAGUGACGUCGCAUCUUCUAAAGCUUGCAGGUCAAGAAAGCAGUCUGAAAUACACAGUGUGUCACACAGUGUGUCACACAGUUUUUUUUUUGUUCUGCUUGAGCAAUCUUCCAGAGCAUUUGUUUCACAGCAUCAUACUUGUAACCUGUCAAAACGGGUUGUACUGCUUAAAUUACAUCUGCCGUGACAUUUUCAGUGUUGCCAAUAGAGACUUUCAGUUCGAGAAAAAAAACAAAAAAAAAAAACAAUGAGAACCAAAUUUGAGAAUUCGAUGACUUCGCAGAAAAAUAUAAUUUGACCUAUAAUUAGGGUUACCAGUUCAGCUGUGUCAGUUGAUGUGUUGAAACAAUUUUGAGGCAAAUCAGUGGCCAUCGAAGUUUUGCCAGAGCUUCCUUGUGGCACUCCAUAGAUUUUUUGUUUAAAUUUUAGCAUAAAAAUUAAAAAAAAAAAAAAAAAAACUUAGCUUUUUUUUUUAAUUUUUAUGCUUUGCUCUUUCCUUCUUGCUUCUUAAUAUCUUCAUAUUCAGAGUAGCUGUUGAAAAAUCUGUAGGCAAAUGCGGCGGAAAUGUCGAUAUUCAAAUUUCCUCACACUUUCCGGUGGCAACACAUCAGUGCCAGGCAGGCUUGAAGGUCGAGCAGGCACUUUAAACGGUCUGUGAAAUUCGGUUUCUUGGCGAUUUGUGCUGUGACUUGCGGCAGGGGUGCAGCUAGGCAGUGGAAGCUUGGAGUAAAAAUAUUAACGAAUGAACUUGUCUCAUUAGAAAAAAAUAAGAGAAGAACCUGUUUUGAGCAGUCUAUGAUUGCAUCUGCAGACGGUGCCAUAACAGUGCUUGCCAACUAGUAAGUGUUGCGGAAAGAUGGCACUAUCUGAGGUAUGAGAGGAUGUGGAACCUCGUUCGAUCAUCUCUGCACGAGAAAUUAGGGGCUCUGAGUGAAAUACCUCUCUUCGUAUUUAGUUUCUUCAAAAGAAAGUUCCCUCACUUUUCAAAUCGUACAUUACGGAGAUGCACGCCACAUUGAGAGAGCUUAGUCAAUUGGGGUGUGUGUAUGUUUAUACAGCCUGAACUUAGUCUGCCUCAACGGACGACUUGUCUCUCAAAUUAGUCUGUGCAGUACAACCGCUAGCCUGGGGUCUUUAACGUGCAUCACGCAGUAGUGAUACACAACCGCACGCCGGUACGAUGAGGGCGUAGUCAAAACUUUCGGAAGACUGUCUGCCAAGUUUAAUGCCGAGGCAUCAUCGACACUUUCGACAUCUGUCAACAGCAUUGCACAGACGGUAUGCAUUGUCUGCAAGUGCUGCCAUAAAUUGCUCAAAACUAGGGGUGUGCAAAUAUUCAAAACCUUGAAUACUUUGCGAAUAAUGCUUGGUAUUCGAUUCGAUUUGCUUCACACUUUUGCUGUUAGAAGUAUUCGAGUUCUUCGAAUACUUCGAAAAAUACAAAUAACGCGGAACACGCUGAUUAGUGUCAACCCGUUGUCGAGUUUCCUCUUUUGUUUUUGGACUGCGCAGUAUGGUUUCGAGUAUAGCAAACCCCAAAAAAACCGACCUAAGUUCCUUUUUCUUUUGUAUGAAGCACUGGAAAGUCAUCUGCACGCUGUAGCGUGAUCUGUCCUUUGCUUGCCAUGAUAUCUGGAUUGCGGAGUUGGCGAAGUGGUCGUGGCGCAAACGAUGCGAUAGAUAUGAUGAAGGACUACGAUUUGCAAUGGCACGGGCAUCGUCGUGAGCACGAAUGUGACGGACCACACUUACUACAGUCCUUCCUACAGUCAACAGUAGCCAAUGUGCUAUGGAUUCGGAUAUGGAUUUACGGCUGACCUCGGCUAUCGGCAAUAUCUGGCUCGUCUUACGAUCCGCUUGAUUUUCCGUUUCCUCAGUUUGCCAGUUUUCCUUUUGUUAUUUAUUUCUACUCGUUUUCACUGGUAAAAGUGACAGACUGUCUUACUCCACCAAGUAAAAGCCAUAUUCUUAAUUUAUUGUUUCUUUGUGGCGCCCUCUCUCGGCAGAACUAUUGCAUACGGAAAGAGAUUGCGCAAAGUAUGUGUGGCUGCGCGGCGCAGUUGCACUAUCUCCUACUCUAUUGUGGCCUUUUGACCUGCCACUGCUUGUGUACUUCUGUUUACGUUCACAUGGUAGCGUUCACACGCAUAAAAAGAGAUUGCACAUAGUCAAUGCAGCUGCGUGACGUGAUCUUCGACUUAGUAUUGUGGCCUGCCCACUUGCCAAAUCUUGUGUACUUUUGUUUACGUUCACGUGGUUGCGUUCACCUGCGAUGCGAUCUCCGACUGCGUUGUGGUUUGCCGACCCGCCUCCAUUGUGUACUUCCAUUUACAUUCUGUAACUUCACUCCUUCAAUGGUGUUUUACUGACUGAUCUUUUCUUUCAUCCAUUUUUUUUCAGUCACAUGUGUGACAUUUUUCUUAUUGCAAUAAAAGUAACCUUUUCAUAUAUGUUUGUCGAAAAAAAAAAUUCCAGUUGUGUUUUGAUUGGGCAUUCUUGUUUAAUUCACAUCAGACAGAAAACAUUUGUUUUAAAAAAUGUUCUCAUUUGAAACUACUACAUUCGAAUCUCAUUAUUCGAACUCGAGGGGGACCGAAAAUUUGUUUGAAUUAAACAGAGUUUGAAUUAAAGAAAGCUCAUUAAAUGAAGUGCUUAUGUGCAGCGCUGUGUUUGGCGGCACAUGUGCACUGGGCUAACACAUUAGUGGCGAGUUCCUGGACAUUUAUUUACACCGAUCGCCAACGGAAGUAAUCCGUGAUGCAUGCCUAUGCGUGGUUCCUCAGUCGUGAAUCAACAAACAUCGCUUGGAGCUUGGGGACUAGCUCUAACGCGGCAUCAGCAUUCUUUUGGCACGAGAAGUAGUGCGUGGUUGUGUCCAGCGCUGACGUUACGUCAGUUGCACUGGGGGGGGGGGUGCAUUUCUUCGCUGACAUCAGAAUCUUCGCCACAUAGGGCUGAAGGGUCUUCAGAUGUGGCCUGUUGAAGCCACGUAGCCUGAAUGAUCUCGGUGUCAGUUAUCCAUGACGCUUGGAAUCCAGAUAACGUCAGUCGCACGCCCACCGAAAACAUUCUGAAGCUCAGCAACGGACAAGUGCAAGGCAAGGAACGUAACUGUCGCGCUCCCACUGAAAACAUGCCGAAGCGCAGCAACGCGCGAGUGCAAGGCAAGAAACGUAACUGUCCGUGCCCACCUAAAACAGGCCGAACUGCAACACAGUCGCCGUACGAAAGGCAACAGCCGCUGCCACCACCGCACUGCUCAUCGCAGCAUUCAAAGUCGCAGGUCACUAUGUCAUCGGUUGUCAUGGUUACUUGGAGCUGAAGUCAAGAAGCGCUGCCGCAUGAGUUAGCCCGCUCCUGAGAGCAUGGUGGGCAGCACAGGAUGUUAGAAUUAACCGGCGGCGAACGCU
Ixodes scapularis (black-legged tick) is the source of this 5153-nucleotide messenger RNA. RefSeq lists its product as uncharacterized. The coding region runs from base 25 to 801 and encodes 258 amino acids. The transcript has 5 exons. The record is from RefSeq and is a predicted model, not a curated record. Lineage: Eukaryota; Metazoa; Arthropoda; Arachnida; Ixodida; Ixodidae.